AUGUGUUUGUUCUGUCUGGGGGGAUACGGCAAAUGCGCCGGCCUCAUGAUAUUUCUGGCCCUUGCAAUUGCUUGUGGGCGACUGCUCAUGAAUUUUCCUUUCGGCUCUUGUCUUCGACUACAUGAAGCAAGGGACAAGAAGGGGCAUAGCCGCCUCUUCCUCGUGAGCUCUGGCAUUCAGGUGGUGGCCCUUGUGGGGGCACUUGCUGUUAUCUGUACGGUGAAACACCCAACAGUGAAGACCCAGCAGAAACGACCUGCUAAGGUGGCAUUGGCAAUGUCUCUCGUUGCAAUUUUCCUGGAUUUCAUACUCCUCUGCGCACAAAUUGCUGCAUACAAGUUUUCCAAAUUGGCGGAGACACCUGGUCAACGCGCCGCCGUCGUCAUAGCCGGAGGUGAUUUCGACGAGCCUGCUGCUCAGUUAUGCAUUGUUGGCCGUCUAAAUGUCCAUUAUGACGUCGAAUGCGCCACUUAUGAGAGCACGUACUCCUACUACCUUGUCGUGCAAAGCUACGCUGGGAAGACCCUCUGGUGUUUGUUGCUGGGCACUGUAAAAACUCCGCUGCCGAAGGCUCUACGCGAGCAGCAAAGGCAGCGGCGCAAACUGCAGGAGAUAUAUUUUUCGCCUUCUGCGACUGCUGCAGCUCCAACUGAGCCGCAGAAACUCAAUCUCGAGACCACAGUUCUUCUCUCUUUGCAUUCGAAAGCCUUUGCAAGAGAAGCCAGUCGAGCGCUGGAUGUCGUGGGAGUUCGGCGGCUGCAGACUCUGGUGCUUGCAGCAUUCGGUUCAACUGACUUGAAUGGUGGGCUUUCAACCCCUGUCAAGCUGCAUCAGCAGCAGGCCCACAAGCACUCUGCAGCAUUCAGCCAAAGCGGCUAUCUAGACACUGAGACGUCUCAUGGCCUCGUCACUGCAAGCCACUCCCCCUCCCUGCACAGUUUGUCUCCACACAAGGAGGCAGCAUACAACGCUGAGCCUAGUUGUAGGAAGUGCUCGGACAAAGACGCCAACUUUUCGCUACCGAUGGAUCAGCGGCGCUCUUCUGGAGCUUCCAUGAGGGGCCCCUCCACAAGGGACUCCGAAAAUUGUAGCGGCCGACAGCGGAGGCCAUCCGAGUCUCUUCAUUUACACGAGAACAGGAGCAGGAAGAACAGCAGCGGCAAGCUUAAGACCGCCCGCAGCUACCACCGUGACAGGAGCAACAAAGGAGCAAGAGCACACAGCAAGCGGCAAAGCAAUGAAGCCGUGAAGGAGGAUCACGAAAGAAAAGCUGUUGCCCCUGUAGAUGAUCAUACCACAAGAGCGAACGAGCCUCCUUCUAAAGUUGCAACAAUUUCAGCAGAUGUAGAUGCAACAAUGCCGUCAAAGUCAGCGAACCCAUUUGAUGAGGAAAAAGAGGAAGCUGUAGCUCUGCCGCCUCUGCCUGCUGUUGCAGAUGAAGAAGGCAGCAGAGGCAGCAUGCACCUUGAUGGUUGUGAUCAGCAAAGCUCCUCACCAGUAGAGGCACCAGUGGCUUCCGCAGAAAAGGCGGCGGCUGUUGUUACUGGUGACUGCGAGGCGGCACUACUGCACAACCUCUCAGAGGUGCUGAAGCAGCUCCAGAUAGAGCACCCUCAGCUGCUAAAAAGUGUCCCAUAUUUCGCCACAAAGUUGCAGGAAGAGGGUGCACAGAGAGCGCUGGGUGAGCUUCUGGAGCAGAUGCCUAGCAACAAGAAAGCGCUCCUGGCGACGUGUUACAGCUGCACAGAAGCGAGAAGAGACUUCACUACCGACUGGCAGCUCACUGAACUCAUGAAACUCCUGCGAGACGCCGAAAUUCUACAGAAGCAGAGAGAUGGGCAAGGGCUGCAAGUGCAAGAUCAACAACUGCAGCACGAGCAGCAGCAGCAGGAACAAAAGGUACUGCAGGCAGAGCCGAAGUUGCAGCAAGUACAACAGGAACAGCAGCAAGAGGAGGUGCCACUGCAGGAACAGCAGCAAGAAGAGGUGCCACUGCAGGAACAGCAGCAACAAGUGCAGCAGCACGAGGAAAGGAAAGCAUUGCAAGAAGAGCCCAAGCAAAGGCUGCAUGAACAGGAGCAGCAGCAAGAGCCGAUGCAGCUAUCCGAACAAGACCAGCAGCUGCAGCAGCAGGAUCAAAAGGUUCUACUGGAACAACAUCAACACCUGCAGCAGCAGGAGGAACAAAAGAUACUGCAGGAACAGGAGCAGGAGAAGCACGCACGAUUGGCAGAGGAGCAGCAGAUGCAGCUGGAGGAAAUGCAGCAACAGAACGAACGACAGCAGCAGCCUCAGCAGCAGAAAUUACAUUGCAUGCAACAGGGGCAACAGCUACAGCAGGCACAACAACUGCAGCCAGUGCACCAGCAACAGUGGCAAGAGGAAAAUCAGCUUCAGCAGAACCAGCUGCACGAGGAGCAGCAGAAACCGCAACACGAAUAUCGGCAGCAGCAGCCGCAGGAGGAGGCACAAAGUCAAGUGCAACAGGAGGAAGUGGAGCAGCGCUUGCAAGAAAUUAAAUGCGCGAAGCAACAGGUGCAGCUGCUGCAACAGAACGAGCAGGACAAGUUCCAGACAUUGCAACAGCAGAAAGAGCAGCAGAUGCAGCAAGAAAGACAGCAAACCCUUGAAGAGAAGCAACAGCAGCAGGAGUUGCAGCAAAUGCAACAGGAAGACUUGCUGCGUCAACAGGAAACACAGAGGCCUUCGCAAGAAGAGGAACAGCAGCAAAGGCAGCAGAAACACGAGGAAUGUGGCUCUAUUAACCCUGUUCAAGAUGAGGGGACAGCAGCAUCGCCUAUGCCUGCUGCUAAAGAAGCUGAGGACGAUGAAGUUGGGCCUUGGAGCCCUGUCGAAGCAGCUACUCAAGGAGAAGCAGUAGCGACACCCACGGAAACAAAGCUUUUAUCUGAAGACCAAACAGUCAAAACAGGCCUUACCAUAGGAGCAGCAGAUGCAUCAGACGCGGCAGGCGCAGCAGCAGCAGGGGUUACAGAGGUAGAGGUAGCAGCUAUGGCAGGUGAUGCUGCUGCAUUUUCCCCUGGACACCGAAGGCCUGCUACGGGAGGGACGGGACCCCUAGCCCACGAGGUGCCUCAAGGGCUCAGCUAUUCUCCUGAUUCCGCUGCCGAAGCGUCAACAGCAGGGUGUGCCAUCCCGCUACCUCCCUUUCAAGACUCUGCUGACCUUCUGACACCCCUGGAGAGUAGAGGGUCCAUUGGAGGACCUUUGGGAUGCCCACUGAUUGCAGAGGAUGAGGCGGAAGAGAUUCAGGAGAGGCUCUUACGUCACGUUGCGCAGCAGCAGCGGUCUGCUGCUGGCACCGGUAGUAACAGCAGCAUGGUGUUUUUCCCACAUGGAGCUUUCGACAGCUUUUUGCCGGAAGGGGAUCCAGGCACAAAGACACAGUGCGAUGCGGCAUCCGAAGGAGAGGCAGAGACUGUCUUCUCCGUCUUUCUCACGAGACAAAGACAAAAACAGGCCCACGAAGCGAGGAGUGCGUCAGCUUCUCCCACCGUUCCGCUUUGCAUCUCUGACAUAGAUAUGCUCUCAUAUUCUCUUCCAGCUAGUUCUUCACGGUAUAAUCAACAGCUCUCUGAUCAACAGCAGCAAACGCGGGUCCCUUUUGAAGAGGUCUGCAACCCUUCCCUGCUGCCCACCUUAGAACCAUUAGACUUAAGGUACCCAUCUGUCGGGCCCAUCUCGGAGGCACCCCUCUCCUCUAGGGGUGUCUUGUCGAGUGAAGGGCCCUCCGUACAGUCAACCAGGACAUCCGCAGGAAGCAGCAUGGCUGGGCCUCUUACUGCGAGGGAAACGCCCGUAGUGCGGUCCCCCACGUGGCUAAUAUCACAGCAAGCUGAAAGCCCACAGACAAUUCUGUUACAGCGACGCCGCGGCGGAGUCUCGGAAAGUAUUGAGGAGCGCCCCCAUGCAGCAGUCGCAGCAGCAGCAGGAAAUGCUCGGGCGUCUUUGAGGGCUGCCGAAGCAACUAGCUACCGAAGCAGCAACAGCCAGCGACGCUUUAGCGACACACGCGAUGGGCACAUCUCACCUGAGUCUUUAGGCCUUGUCAGCAGCUCAGUGACUCCAAAGACGUACUCGUUCCACUCCUUCAGAACAAACCCAGACGCCACUGAGAGCAUUUCGAGAGCAGCAGUUCAAACAACAGCAGGACGGCCAGAAGCGACAACUGCACACGAAGAACUGCCUUUUUUGAGCGGGACCCCCCUCUCUGGCUUCAAAGAGGUCACGGGCGACUUCCAGGCUACCCGAAGACAGCCCUUGCCCCAGAUCCCGGAAGUGCAGUCUAGUCGAACUGUCUCGAGCUACCAUGAGACUGCCAAUAUAGAAAAUGCUGGUCGCUCUCAAUACCCAUUGACUCCUAUGGAUCCCAACAGCUACCAUCCUCUUUACCAGAGGUCCCAAUUCCAAGAAUCCAUAGAAGGGUGUUAUACCGGAAAGCAUCCCAGGAGAGGACUUAUGCACAGAGGCAGAAACAGCAGCAGCAGCCAAACAAUUGUGGGCCGUACUUCGAUUGAUGAGAGGCUUGCGAUGGGGCGACGCAUACGGACCAGCAGUUUGCAAGUUGAAAACAAUAUGCGGGGGUGUACACCCCGCAUCCUACCUAUAGAGCCGACGUCUGUCAUACCUGAGAAAGCUACGGUAGCCGCGUCUGCAGUUGACAUGAGUAGGAAACCAAGUCCUUCUCGCCAGCAUCAGCGGCCUCUCAGACGUGACCAAGAAACGCAGGCCCUAAUGGGUGGGCGGAGUUCCCCCCCAUCAGAAGAAGAGAAACUAAAGGGUCGGGAGCUUCAAGAGCGAUUUGAGCGCCUAACAGAAAUGGAAAAACAGCAACAACAGCAGCAAGAGAUGCUGCAAAAACAGCAAGACGAGCUUUCACCCAUGAAGGGCGAACCCCCCAAGGCGUUGAAUGGUGAUCGAGCCCUGGCAGGCAGCAGAAACAAUAGUCCUCAGCGGUGCAAGAAACAGCAGCAGCCUUUGCUUCAGCAGCAGUCUUCAAUGAGACUGAACACUUCUGGACAGCUUGGUCGCAUGCCUUCUGCAUUACUAGGGGCACAGUACUCGAGCAUUUCUCCUUCACAGCUCUCUGCAGCUCCACUGGAAGAGCCCCUAGGAAGCACUCCUUCUAUGCGUAGCAGCCGCUCUCUGCGGAGCCUUUAUCAGCAGCGGCAGCCACCGUCACAGUUGCAUGAGUUGCAGCAUCAGCUGGAUGUGCAACAGCAGCAUAACAUUAGAGAACGAGAGAGGCGGGCAGAGGCAGAGCUGGAAUCUCUGAUGGAACGCGAACGACAGGGUUCAAGGCGUCGUCAGGAGCGGCAGCAGCAGCUGGCGUUCUUGCAGCAGCAACAGCAAAUAUUCCUUUCCCAGUACCGACGGGACAGACAGAGGAGGCGCUUGAAUUGCAGCAUUGAUAGGGGUCUUGACAGCUCGGAAGGCGUGCCUAUCCAGCAGUUGCUAGAGGGUGCAACACUACCUGAAAACAAGUCAACAGAAGCAGCACAAAACGAACAGCAAGGCGGCCGAGCGCAGGCCCGCAUGCAGAGACCUGAGGAAACCUCAACAGACUCUGCGCGUGAAGGCACCAAGAACCUUCCGAAACAGAGCACAGUCAGUUCAGGGAUAUUUGGAGUUCGCACUGAGGACGACUUACGGGAUCCAGGUCUGGUGGAAGCUGAAGCAAGAGAGACAGAGUGUGCAGAGGCGGCUGCUGUGGUAGCAGGCACAGCACCCGCUAGUGCUGCUCAGUCAACGGCAACUCAACAGGAAGUAGGCGCGGAUUACCACCGCCAAGUUUUCGGCAUGCCGGAUGGAAUUCCUUUUGGGGCGUCCUCUGGAUUUUGUGGGGACAAAGCAAGAAACGACGUCUCAAUUCGCUACGAGGCAACGUCAGUGCAAACGAGGGAGGAUGCUUAUACGAUUCAGAAGGAUCUUGCCAUCCAGCAGCCGCAGCUUCUUCGGAUGGCUGCAGCAAGCACAGCAGCAACAGCGGAAACAUUAGAGGAGGCACCCAAAGAGAAAACAGCUGAUGUUGCGGUGGAAACCGACUUUUCAGUCGAGACCCCAGUAUCUGACAUCUUUGGUCUCGAGAGGGAAAGGAUUGAUGAUGGCGAAAACGAAGAGGCAGCGCAGCAUCAAUUGCAGCAACCGCAGCAGCGGAGCAACAAGAAAACCUUACCAGCUACUGUUGAAAGAUCGCAAGAAGGCUCGGAGAUCUUCGCUCUCCCGCUUGAGGCCCAGCGGCAGCAGCAGGAAUGGGACGAAGACACAUUAGCAGCUGCAGAAGGCCGACAGCAGAUAGCAGCGGCGGCAGCAGCAGCCUCUGCUGCCGCGGCUGCAGCUCGCGCAGCUGUGGCAACGGCUACAGCAGCUGAGGCCCAAAUAGAGAACACAAAGCAGGGCGACGAAGUUCUUGAAAUCGACGUGUUGUCUCCUGAGGUGGAUGAACCGAUAGAACUACUCGAACCUACAAAUGAGGCAUCGGAUGCUCCACCUUACCGCGCCGGCAGCCCUUCGGCUCCUCAAAAUCGCAGCAACAGAGCAGCAAGCUGCAGCAGCGGCAGAGUGCGUGCUGCUAUCAGCGAAGAAUUGAGGGAGACAAGUAAGACGAAAAGCAAUUUCAACCACGUGACUGGCGGAGCAGAAGCUGACGAGGAGAAAAAGCAUGAAAAAGCGCAUCGCCGCCGUCGUAGGAGCUCAGGUGAGACCGGUUGUAGGGGCCCACACUCAGCAGCUGGUGUGGACUCAACAUAUCAACAUCCAGGGCAGCAGGAAGCGUAUACAGACCUCGGCGAAUUCACGCAGAAAGGUCUUGGGGGCCUGAGCAGCCAUCUCAAGAGGGAUCGACACGAGGGACGGCACUUUUCUGCUGCCGCGCCGACGCUUCCAUCAGCCCACGGCUUAUCCUUUCCGUGGUGUGCAGAAGGCUCUCUAGAGGGGGAAGGGCACCGGUAUGCCCCUCAAUUCGUUGAAAGAUAUUACAUGAAGGAGCGUAGAGGUAGUGAUGCGGGGAUCGACGGCUCGUCGGGCGCCGCUCACUGGUCCUCUGCUGGGUCAGGAACCUGGGGGCACUCCAAAGGGUGUCAAACCCGCGGCUCUAGGAGCCUCAGCAGAAGAGGAGCAAGGCUUGAUUUUUCAGGGGCCCCCGCCGCGGCCAAGGCUUUUGCUGCCAAGGUGAAGGACAGACUGAAACCUUUCUUAUCCAGACAAGAGACCAAGGGAUCUCCAGGGGAUCCCGUAGACGAUUUGGGCGAGAGGCCGAGGCAUCUUUAUUCUGGUGUGACGCAUCGGAGGAGCUACGGUGCCACCCCGUCAGAACCUGCCGCUAGCACCUCCGCGGCAGGUGUUGCUGCAGCUUCGGCAGCAAUGCCGCCGACAUCAGAUUUUAACCUUUCUGAGCUGCCGAUGCUAAUGCGAGCGCAGCAGCAAAGAGAAGCCAAUCGGAAAAGAGCCCAACAGAAAAGCGCAGAAAGACACCGCACGCCAGACGGAGGAAUCUCUCAAGACAGAACAAGCAGCAAACCAUCACAAGUUGCAGCAAGAACGCCGCAUAAUCUGCAAUACUGA
Molecule: messenger RNA, 7584 nt
Organism: Eimeria tenella
Lineage: Eukaryota; Apicomplexa; Conoidasida; Eucoccidiorida; Eimeriidae
Exons: 3
Coding region: 1-7584 (2527 amino acids)
Source: RefSeq, a predicted model, not a curated record